Molecule: messenger RNA, 942 nt
Organism: Talaromyces rugulosus
Lineage: Eukaryota; Fungi; Ascomycota; Eurotiomycetes; Eurotiales; Trichocomaceae
Exons: 6
Coding region: 1-942 (313 amino acids)
Cellular component (GO): mitochondrion
Source: RefSeq, a predicted model, not a curated record
AUGAGUCAUUCAAGACGCAAAAUGAUCUUGUCGAUGCCGCUCAGAAGCACAACGCGGCAAUGCUGGAGCAGUCAGAGAAGACUCUUCUCUGCAUCUGCUUCGCUUCCUGUGGAGUUGUCCUACCAACUAAUUGAGCCCCCGUCGGCCCAAGACACGAAGCGCAAUGGGCAACCAAUAGUUUUUAUGCAUGGAUUGUUUGGCUCGAAAAGGAAUAAUCGAAGCAUAAGCAAAGCUCUGGCACGCGACUUGAACCGUAACAUCUACAUCGUCGACCUUCGAAAUCACGGGGACACAGGCCAUUCCCCAGGGCACACGUAUACCCAUAUUGCAGAUGAUGUUGCACAAUUCAUCAAACAGCAUCGCCUAGGGAAGACUGUUCUAAUUGGCCAUUCCAUGGGUGCCAAAACUGCCAUGACCCUGGCACUGCAAUCUCCGGAAACAAUCACAGGCUUGAUUCCUGUUGACAACGCCCCGGUCAAUGCUGGAUUAGGUUCCUCUUUCUUUGAAUACGUCAAGGGUAUGAGAGAAAUCGAAGCUGCGCGUGUGGCCAAAACUAGCGAGGCUGAUAAGAUCUUGACCAAAUAUGAGCCUUCCCUCCCAAUCCGCCAAUUUCUUUUGACAAACCUCAUCCGUGACCCUGACAAUGAUAACAAAACAAUGAAAUUCCGAGUGCCCCUAGACACUCUGGGGUCUGCUCUUGACCACAUGGCCGAUUUCCCUUUUAGCCAGAGCGACCCGGGGGCCACGUACAACGGGCCAACGCUGUUUGUUCGCGGUCUGCAGAGUACAUAUGUCGGCGAGAAGACUAUUCAUGCUAUCAGAAAGUUUUUCCCAAACGCCCAAAUCGCCGAUAUUGAAGCAGGGCACUGGGUUAUUUCAGAGAAGCCUGAAGAGUUCAGACAAGCGGUGCUCAAAUUCUUCAGGGAAAACACGAUUGAAUAG